UCAGUAUUGCUCCGGCCUUCAUCCUGUAAACAACUGUAUAUUCUUUGUCGUUAUUAUUCUCUAAAUCACGUGACAAAUAAUAUCGCAUUAUAAAUUUUAAAUUUAUAUAAUCGUGUUUAUUUAUCUAUUCUAAUAAAUAACAAGUUUCACUGAUAGUAACUUUCGAUUUAAAUAAAAAUUACAAAUUUAUUAUUUAACAUAUUUAAUGGUUUAGUUUAAAUCAGUGUGUAUAAACAUGAGUGGAUUUUAUAAAUUCAGUGUUACGUGAGCGCGCAUUUUUUAUUUGUAUUAAAGUAAGUGAUAAGAACCGUGUAAUUAUAUGUUGUGGAUGUUAAACAUUUUUAUAGCUUGAGUAUCAAUUUUUGUUUUAAUUUUUAAAGAACGUUUUUUGUUUGUUUGGUUUUAAAUUUGAAAAAAAAUAACAAACGUGGAUUGACAAGAGAAUAUAUGGAUUGUUAAUUGUUGGACCAAGCUGAUUGAAAAAUUUGAAAUCAUGUCACGCACUGUACAAAGCAUGAUACGAGGAUUUGUGCUAUGAAAAGGUGACAUUUAAGACUGGAGAAAGGACGGUUAUUUGCAUAACAGAAAAAUUGGUUUGAACAUGGCUAAAGGCUCGGAAAGAUUACCUGGUAGUUCAACCAGAAUUAGAACUCGAGAUGAUGGUUGCUGCUCCGUUAAUUUCCUCAAAUAUGUUCUUCAUAUAUAUAACGUUGUUCUAUUUCUUUCUGGACUCGUAGUUGGAGGAAUAGGAAUAUGGACAGUAAUUGCUAAGCACAGCUACAUAUCGCUAAUGGCAACAUCAACGUAUCCAAUCCUUGCAUAUGCUCUUAUUGUCGCCGGAACUCUUGCAGUAAUUGGCAGUUGGCUUGGUUGCGGUGGAGUGUCAUCUGAAAAUCGAUGCGUCUUAUUAAUAUAUAUUUUCGUGGUGAUGGCUGUCUUAGGAUUAGAAGCAGGGGUUGGAGUAUUGGCUAGAUUGCACGAAGAACAAGUUGGCCCGGAGCUAAAGGAUACUCUGAACCGCACUUUCCUAGAAUAUUACUCUGUGAGUUCCCGGGAAACCGCAGCAAUUGACAAAAUGCAGAUUGAAUUUAGAUGCUGUGGAGCUAGGAGAUUUGAAGAUUGGUUAGCGAGUGAGUGGUACAAAGAUGAACAAGUACAACGUGAUGGAAGUUUAGUACCUGACAGUUGUUGCAAAACACCUACAUUACUUUGUGGAAGACGAGAUCAUCCAUCUAAUAUUCAGUACACGGGAUGUAUAUACAAAUUUCUGGAGACGACAAAAGAACACCUGAUUAUUUUAGGAGCCGUCGGUCUCGGUCUCUCCGUUCUUGAAGUCUUUGGUAUUAUUCUUGGUUCCUGCCUUUAUAUAAAGCUACGCCACGAUUUUGAUGACUGAGAAUUACUUUACUACGAAGAUAACAAUAAUAGUCAAACAUGGUGCAGGUAUGCACAACACCAUGUUUGACAGGAAGCACCAGCGUAACGAAAAGAUAUCAAUCAAACAGAAGACAGAGAAACAUAGACAUUUCCGGUUUCUCAACAAUAGUUUUAAAUGAUAUUUUAUUCGUUACGUUGAACGACAUAAAUACAUCUGGAUGGUGUAUCAAUUGAUGACAAGUGUUUCAAUGUGAUUUUAUUUUUAAAAAACUAUAUUAACAUGGUGUUGAUAAAAUCUACAAUCAAUAUUUAAUAAACGAACAGUAAUUGAUUGAAUGAUAAAAUAUAUUGUCAAGGUGCUACCACUUGUUUCUGUACACGAAGAUAUUAUUCUUGUUUGAAAUGCUAUGGUGUCAUAGCAACAAUAAACUAUCUUAGCCAUCUAACGGACACUGAAAUAAACAUGUUUCAAAAAGUACCAUGGCCACAGUAAAAUUUACAAUGGUCACAGUAAUUUAUCAUUUAUAGUCAUUAUAAAUUUUACUAUCGCUAUAAUAAUUUUUAAAUUAUGUUUGUUUCAAUAUCUGAAUAAAUAUACUCAUCUAUAUAAAAACUGCGGUUAAUUGUGAAAAAUUGAUGAGUUUAGUAUAAAAUGAAAUAAAAAAAAAAAUGUUCAAUUUAUAAAAGAAUCUCUAAUUGAUUGUCUAUGUCAAGUAUUCUUGAAUUUUCAUAACGAAAAAUUUCGAAAGCUUUUAACUUUCGAUACCCGCAUGACGAUUGUAUAAAAAUCCACAAAAUUGUGUUCUGUUUAUAAUAAUUAUUAUAAAACAAACGAAAAAUUUUAAUACUGGAAUUAAAUAAUUAAUGAUAUAAUUAUAAUGUAAAUUAGUAAUCAAAUUUAAAGAAAAGAAUUGUAAAAUAGCUUCGUUAGAAAAAAAAAUAUAUAAAAAAUUAUUAACGUAUUUAUCUUACACAGAAUAUUUAAGCAGAUUAAUAUAAUGUAAAUUGAGAUUAAUAACAUAUUAAAAUUGAUAACAAAUUUCAUUAAUCAUUAGACAAAAUAAUUAUCAAUAUAAAAUUAAAAAUAAUUUUUUUAAUUGAUAAAUAUUUUUCAAAAAAUUAACAUACUUUAAAAUUUUCUUGGCGGAUCCAAAUUACGGUAAUAUCCGUAAUUUGGAUUCUCCGUAAAUUUUUGGCAAUCCUGCGGUAUUUUACAGUAAAAGUACGGUACUUUUCGGUGACAGUGCAGUAUUUUACCGCAAUUUUGCAAUAACGUUGCGAUACUUUACCGUAAAUGUGCAGAUUUACUGCAAAAUUACGGGAUUUUACCGUUAUGUGAAGUAAUUCACUGUGUUACGGUAAAAAUGCUACAAAUUGCGGGAAAUUAUCGUAAAAUGUAGCAAAUUUGCAAUUGAAUACGAUAUUUUGCGGGGAAUUGUAAUUAAGAUCCGCUAGGAUUAACUGUAAACCAUAAUUUAAAACUUGAUGUUGCUAAAAAAAAAAGUAUGCUAUGAAAUUUCAAAAUU
This is a messenger RNA of Microplitis mediator, 2903 nucleotides long. Its product is annotated as CD151 antigen-like. Gene Ontology annotation, cellular component: membrane. Bases 602 to 1396 code for a protein of 264 amino acids. The record is from RefSeq and is a predicted model, not a curated record. NCBI's taxonomy places the organism in Eukaryota, Metazoa, Arthropoda, Insecta, Hymenoptera, Braconidae. The transcript has 7 exons.